Messenger RNA from Oldenlandia corymbosa var. corymbosa, 1957 nucleotides. Lineage: Eukaryota; Viridiplantae; Streptophyta; Magnoliopsida; Gentianales; Rubiaceae. The record is from the annotation of a GenBank genome assembly.
AUUGGAAUUCCGCUCCAAACUUGACCUUCUGCACUCCAUCAAAGGAGGCUCUUCCCUGAGAACGGAGCGUUGUAAGUUGGUUUUUGAAGCGCUGAUAUCAAUCUCACCAGCAUUAGUCCUUCAUUUUUCCCCAUUUUUAUAAACCUCAAUCAUUGUUGUACCUCCGUCCUUCCACCGACCCCUCUCCUUCGCCCUUUAUAUAACUUCCCAUAUUCCCUUUCUUAGAUACUCAGGUCACUGACAGUCGUACAAACCUUAUAGCUUCCGGCCAGCCGGAGUUCAUACCGAUAUCAGGUGAUGAACUAAAUGUUUCAUUGAUCUAGCUUAUCCUUCUUUUUCCUAUAUAAUCUGAAUGCAUGAUGAACUCUCACCCAUAAAAUGUAGAUCGUCACUGGAAAAAAAAAAACCCUACAAAAUGCAGGUCAUGGUUGCGAAUUCGGUGUCAUUGAAUAUUCCUUUUCUUUUUUUGGCAGACCAUCAAAGUUGAUGUAUAUGGAUACUUCUGUGAGUUCUUGGUUCUCUGAACUGGGAAUGGAGGACCCCUUUCUGAAUGAUCAAUAUGAUAUCAUGGAUUUUCUUGAUGAUGAAUUAUCUGCUACACUUGGAGAAGAUUUCCAAGGCUGUCUGUCUCCAGAAGGAUUAAAUGCACUUCAAUCCCCAACCUUAAUUCCAACAAGUAGUUCCACAACCAGUUUAUCUGUACUUUCAGCCAUGGAGGCACCUCCAAUUACCAUUGAAAGACCAGCCAAAAAACAAAGGUCCAACGUUAAUGGCAACUCCAACCUUCAAAACAUGACCAAUUUCAAUCCACCUUCCUCUUCCCCGAUGAUCCUCACAUUUGGUAAUCCGGUGUUGCCCGAAAUGAAUCCUCAACAACAAGCAACAACAUUAGGGAACCUGAGCCCUGAUCAUGAUGAUGCAGUUUCCGAGGUAUUAACAUCACCAGGUCCAUUCCCAAAUCUUGAGGAUGCCACCAAAAAAAGUGGCAAGAAACCAGCCAAAAAAUCAGGUGGUCGUGUUAGGCCACCAUCACAAACCUAUGAUCACAUUAUAGCUGAAAGAAAACGACGCGAGCAGCUCAGCCAAAGAUUCGUGGCGCUUUCAGCCAUCGUUCCCGGCCUAAAGAAGAUGGAUAAGACAUCAGUUCUUGGAGAUGCAAUCAACUACUUGAAAUAUCUGCAAGAAAGGGUGAAGACAUUGGAGGAACAAGCCAAGAAACAAACAAUGGAAUCAGUUGUGGUGGUGAAACGAUCACAUGUGUUGAUCGAAGACGAAGGUUCAUCCGAUGAGAUGAACGGUCCCGAUGAACAACAACCACAACAAGAACAACAACAAUCCCUCCCUGAAAUCGAAGCGAAACUGUGUAAUAAGAACAUUCUUCUGAGAAUCCAUUGUGAAAAUCACAAAGGGGUUCUGGUCAAACUCCUUGCUGAGGUUGAAAAGCUCAAUCUCUCUGUUCUCAGCACCAGCGUUUCUCCCUUCGGCAGUUUCGCCCUGGACAUCACCAUUAUAGCUCUGAUGGAAGCAGACUUCAGCCUGACAAUGCAAGAACUGAUUAAGAACCUUCGAUCGGCUCUCCGGAAAGUCGGGCCGGCAGCUUGAUUGAGCAUUCAACAUAGGAUAGGCUGUAUCCUCAAGGAAACAUGAAAAAAAAAAUUGUACAUAUAAAAUAAAACCUGCAUUGUCAAAUUUGGAGCAUCGGGAUAGAAUUAAAAAAUGCGAGCUACUGUUGAGAUGAUUUCAGUUAUUAAUUUUUAGCAAUUUGUUUAGUAACAUUAAGGUUGUAAGAAUUCGAGAACAGUGACCCUCGAGGGCCUCGUGCGCUCUUAGGUUUUUGUAUUCAGUAUGCAACUUAGUAUUUGUGUGAUUAUAAUAUAAAUCUCAUCAUAUCCUGCCAAGGAGCAUUCAGUUUUAGUGUCUAUUCUUCUGUCUAGGACCCUCUGGUUUACAAAUAGAA